AUGGGUUGUGGAAUGAGCACCGAGGAGAAGGAGGGGAGAGCCAGGAAUGAGGAGAUCGAAAACCAGCUAAAGAAAGACCGGAUGAUGCAGCGAAAUGAAAUCAAGGUGCUCUUGCUCGGUGCCGGAGAGUCGGGCAAGUCGACCAUUCUCAAGCAGAUGAAGCUCAUCCACGAAGGUGGCUACUCGAGGGAUGAGCGGGAGUCGUUCAAGGAAAUCAUCUUCAGCAAUACCGUCCAAUCAAUGCGGGUCAUCUUGGAAGCGAUGGAAUCAUUGGAACUCCCGCUCGACGACAGCCGUGCCGAGUACCAUGUCCAGACAAUCUUCAUGCAGCCCUCGCAGAUUGAGGGCGACCGGCUUCCCCCGGAGGUUGGUCUGGCUAUCAAGGUGCUCUGGAACGACCCUGGUGUUUCACAAUGCUUUCAGCGAUCACGAGAAUAUCAGCUCAAUGACUCGGCCAAAUACUACUUCGACUCGAUCGACCGCAUCGCCGCUCCCGAUUAUAUUCCCAACGACCAGGACGUCCUGCGAUCGCGUGUGAAGACCACCGGUAUCACCGAAACCACGUUCAUCAUCGGCGAUCUCACCUACCGCAUGUUCGACGUUGGUGGCCAACGUUCCGAACGAAAGAAGUGGAUCCAUUGCUUCGAGAACGUGACGACCAUCCUCUUCCUCGUUGCCAUCUCAGAAUACGACCAGCUGUUGUUCGAAGAUGAGACGGUCAACCGUAUGCAGGAAGCGCUGACGCUGUUCGACUCCAUCUGUAACUCGAGAUGGUUUGUCAAGACGUCCAUCAUCUUGUUCUUGAACAAAAUCGAUCGGUUUAAAGAGAAGCUACCGUCGAGCCCGAUGAAGAACUACUUCCCGGAUUACGAAGGUGGUGCCGACUACAGUGCGGCUUGCGAUUAUAUCCUCAACCGAUUUGUCUCUCUGAACCAGCAUGAGACCAAGCAAAUCUACACUCACUUCACCUGCGCUACCGACACCAUGCAGAUCCGAUUCGUCAUGGCUGCUGUCAAUGACAUCAUCAUCCAAGAGAAUCUCCGCAUGUGCGGCUUAAUAUAA
Molecule: messenger RNA, 1062 nt
Organism: Eremomyces bilateralis CBS 781.70
Lineage: Eukaryota; Fungi; Ascomycota; Dothideomycetes; Eremomycetales; Eremomycetaceae
Product: G-protein alpha subunit
Exons: 5
Coding region: 1-1062 (353 amino acids)
Biological process (GO): G protein-coupled receptor signaling pathway
Cellular component (GO): heterotrimeric G-protein complex
Molecular function (GO): GTP binding; GTPase activity; G-protein beta/gamma-subunit complex binding
Source: RefSeq, a predicted model, not a curated record